UUCUGUCUUGCGUGUGUGCGUAAAUUAUAGCGAUCACAUAUAUUGUGAAUUACUAAGGAUGGAUAGCUCCACGCCUUUACGUAAUUUACAACCAUUGGCACCGGAAAUGAUCUGAUAAUAAAGAACCUAAACUGGCUGUAGUUUUUCAAAUUAUCAUAAUUUACCAAUUAUCUGUAUAAUUUAAAGGUUUGGUGAAUUAAUGAACUGAGUAAUCAUUUCGUGGAAUUUCACAGAUCAACUGUAAUUUAUACAAACAGUAAUUUUUGUUUGGUACACAAAAAAUGGAAACUAAUGAUGUUAAAACAUUUCACCAAUGUGUUGUAUGUGAUGAGAUGUUUCAGCAAUAUGAUGAUUUAGAAAAACACAAUAAAAUUCAUGUAAAAGAAGAGAAAACUGAUGAUAUUGCCUUAGAUAGAGAUUACCAAGUUCAUUUUGAAGGAGAAGACACAAACUUGACAAAAUGUUAUAUAUGUAAUUUGUGUGACCAAAAAUUUAAAUCUUAUAAUGAUUUAGAAGAACAUUGUAAAAUACAUGUUAAAGAUGACAAAAAUAAUGAUGAUAUUGAUAGCAAUGAAGAUGCACAAACUGAACCUCAAACAUGUGAAAAACCAUACAAAUGUGAUGAUUGUAAUGAAAUAUUUAAAUCUUACGCUGAUUUAGAGGAACAUUGUAAAACACAUGUUAAAGUUGACAAAACAAACUGUGAUAGUAAUGUACAUGUAGGUUCACAAAUUGAACCUCAAUCAGGAGAUAAACCAUAUAAAUGUGAUGUUUGUGGUAAAUUAUUUAAAUCAUAUCUUAGUCUCCCAACCCACAUGACAAUUCAUACCGGACAAAAACCCUUUAAAUGUGAUCUUUGUGAGAAGACAUUUACAGUAAAACAAGGUCUAGAAAAGCACAUGAGAAUUCAUACUGGAGCAAAGCCUUACAAAUGUGAUGUUUGUGGUAGAUCUUUUGCUCAGAAUAGUAGUCUGCGUGAGCAUAUGAAAACACAUAGUGGGGAGAAGCCUCAUAAGUGCAACAUUUGUGGUAGGUCAUUUACUCUGAAAAGCACCCUAAGAAAGCAUUUGAAAACACAUAGUGGGGAGAAACCUUAUAAAUGUGAUAUUUGUGAUAGAUUAUUUACUCAGAGCUACUCUCUGAAAACACACAUGAAAACACACACUAAAGACAAAUGUUUCAAAUGUUAUGUUUGUAGUAAAUUAUUCAGAUCAAGUUAUGAUCUCAAGACUCACAUGAAAAUUCAUACUGGAGAUAUACCACAUGAAUGUGAUGUUUGUGGUAAAUCAUUUCAUUUAAAACACAAUCUCCAAUCCCACAUGAGAACUCAUACAGGCGAGAAACCUUUUAAAUGUGAUGUUUGUGAUAAAUCAUUUAAUGGAAGACAGACUCUAAUUGAGCACAGUCGAAUCCAUACUGGAGAAAAACCCUAUGAAUGUGGCGAAUGUGGUCAGUCUUUUAUUCGUACUUGUAAUCUAAAAAGACACAUGAGGAUUCACACUGGAGAAAAAUCCCUUGAAUGUGGUUUUUGUGGUAAAACAUUUAGUUCCAAUUCUUAUUUAAAGAUACACAGUAGAAUCCAUACUGGUGAGAAAUGCCACAAGUGUGAUGUUUGUGGUAAAUCAUAUACAGACAGUUCUGCUUUUACCAAACACAAGAAAACUCAUACAGGAGAAAAUGUUUAUAAUUGUGAUUUUUGUAAUAGAUUGUUUCGCCACAGUAAAACUCUUUCUCAACAUAUGCUGAAGCAUGCUACACAACAUACUACAAAAGAUAAACCUUAUAAAUGUGAUGUUUGUGGUAAAUCAUUUAAUUUGGAAAGUAAUCUGAAGGCACACAGCAGAGUUCAUACUGGUGAAAAAGCUUAUAAAUGUGAUGUUUGUAGUGAGUCAUUUAAUAGACACAGUGAAUUAAAGACCCACAUGAUCAGCCAUCCAAAAGAAGUCGUAACAAAAGACAAUAUUUCUUGUGUAUGCAAGUGUGAUAGUUGUGGUGAAUUAUUUACAAACAUAGCUGAUUUUUAUAAUCACAUGAAAAUACAUUGUACUACUUGAGAUACCGGCUGUACAUAUAGUCACCUAAGAUAUACUGGCUGUACAGGAAGUCAACAAAGAUGAGGAAUACACACAAUGGUGUGUGAUGGUGGUGUGAUUAUGUACACUCUGUAAUAAAUAAAUAUGUUGUAUAAUGUAUGUUAUGUUUGCUGAGCCAUACAUUUCAAAUAAAUGCCACUAGUUUGUUACUAGCAUUUCUUCAUGUUGUGACUAGAUUUGAGAGAGGUUAAAAGAACCGAAUAGAGAGCUGAGAAAUAAAAAAAGAGGUGUCAUAGGUACGUGUAUAUUGGCUUAUCAAAUACCACUUUAAUUGGCAAUGGUCACAUUUAAAUGGAACAUUUUUGCAAAAGAUAGUAUGGGAUUAACCCCAUUGUUUAGGGCUUUCUGUAAUAAAUAAAUAUGUUGUAUAAUGUAUGUUAUGUUUAAUUUUUUUGAGCCAUAAAUUCAAAAUAAAUGCCA
This is a messenger RNA of Patella vulgata (common limpet), 2513 nucleotides long. Its product is annotated as zinc finger protein 260. Gene Ontology annotation, biological process: regulation of transcription by RNA polymerase II. The record is from RefSeq and is a predicted model, not a curated record. Lineage: Eukaryota; Metazoa; Mollusca; Gastropoda; Patellidae. Gene Ontology annotation, cellular component: nucleus. The transcript has 2 exons. The coding region runs from base 282 to 2054 and encodes 590 amino acids. Gene Ontology annotation, molecular function: DNA-binding transcription factor activity, RNA polymerase II-specific; RNA polymerase II transcription regulatory region sequence-specific DNA binding.